UAUAGAAAAAUUAUUAAAAAUUAAAGAAAUCACAAACAAAAAAACAAGAUGAAAAAGGGAUAAAAAAACUUAUACUUCAAAGAUAAUGAAGAAAAACAACUUAUUUUUGAAAAUAAAAAAGGGAUAUCAACAAAGAAAGAGUAAAGAGUUUGUUAAUUAACUCCACUAGUAAAAAUGCCUAGCUUAGAGAGAAUAUUUUUUAUUUAUGGUGACAUACUGAUAAACUUAAAUGAAAAUAAGGAGUAGGUUUUUUUUGAUUAGUUGAAAUUGCAAAGUGCUUUGAGGCCAAUCUUAAAUAUAAAAAAAGAAAAUGAAUCCCUUUUUAUGAGAGUUGAAUUUAAUAAUGAAUAGUAAGGAUAAAUAGACUUCAGACCUAUUAUUAAUAUUAUGUAAACGAUGCAAAAUGAUUAAAUGUACUAGCUUUCUUAAACAUUGUCAUAGUAUCAAUUAUAAAUAUUGAAACAAAUCUAAUUUCCUAAUACCAUUGACCAUUCUGUUUUAAGAUAAAAAAAAGAAGUAUUAAGAUACUUUAAAGACUCUAUCAUACCAUAGAUUUUGAUUUAAUAAUACUAAGAAAAUUCUACAGAGGUUCAAGCAUAUGGGUUGUUUGAAUGCUUAGAUAGUAUGUAUGAUUCUAGAAUUAGUGAAUAUGGAUUUAAUUAAAACUAUCUCCAUUUGAUAGGUACAGAUUUUGAAACAAUCUAAUAAUUUUAUCUAAGAGAAGGAUGGUUUUCUGUUUUUUAUAGUUACAGCAAUGAUGUUGUAAAAAAGCACCUUGAAAAAGUAAUAGAGUAUUUCUACUUUUAGUUGAAUAAUGCUUGUAAAUAAGAAAACUAAUAAGAGUACUAAAUGAAUAUAAAUUUCUCUACUUUAGAUUAAAUAGAGAUUUCAGCACAAUUUAAAGAAAAAACAUAUUUCGUCUAUUAAAAUAGCUAGUAUUUAUUUACAGAUUAUGUGGUUCCUGAAAAUGUACAUAAUAUAAUAGGAUUAUUUGGCAUCAUGACUAUUGAUGUAAAUCCUUAAUAAAUAAUGAAACUCAUGCAAAUGAGAUAAGAUAGUUAAUAGUUUAAUUAGAAUAAUUUACUUUCUUAAUACGGCGAACUAUCCUUAUCUUAAUUUUAAUACGAAAUUUAAUCUAAAUUCUUUAAAGAUAAAUAUUAUUAAGAUAAUCUUUCUUCUACUUGUAAAGUAAAAUAUAUAGGAUGA
Tetrahymena thermophila SB210 is the source of this 1206-nucleotide messenger RNA. RefSeq lists its product as hypothetical. The transcript has a single exon. The record is from RefSeq and is a predicted model, not a curated record. Lineage: Eukaryota; Ciliophora; Oligohymenophorea; Hymenostomatida; Tetrahymenidae.